AAAAAAAACAAGAAUCUUGUCAAACGAACUUCGAACCUCCGUCACGAACGCCUCUCUCAUCCAAAUGACUGGCGGUCGACUAUCGCGAUAACGUGCAGCUGCGCGGCCAUCCUCGUGGUUGCAGUGUGGACCGUGAGGACCACGUCCCACGAGAAGCGGAAACCGAGUUCGAAAAAUGAGACGACGUCGAGGAACAAACCGGAUGUUAACAGCGAGGUGAAGUCAAACGCGGAGGGAACUGAGGAAGAGAACGAGGAGGGAACGAGGGAAAGCGAGAAGAGUAAUGAAGAGCGUGCGUGUGAUGACACGAUUAACGAACUGCCAGAUCCAAAUUGGGAGAAGGUUGGCGAAAUUCAGGAAUUGUACAUGUACCCGUUGAAGUCUGGCCGAGGGAGGAGCCUGAGGGAAUGCGACUUCACCAAUUGGGGAAUCAGUUGCGGGGAUCCGGGCAAGUUCAAGCUCAGAGACAGAAUGUUUCUAGUGUACAACGAGGAGACUGGACGCUUUCAAACCGGGAGGCAGUAUCCAACGUUGAUCCUAGUGAGCCUGUCCGCGGUGGACGAGACUAAGGUGAAGUUGGAGGCUGUUGGGAUGCCCAGCGUGAUCUUCCAAGUUCCAAGGAACCCGGAGAACGCUUCUGAAGCCGUUCAGUGCACCAUGUGGUGGGGAGAGCCGGUGAAGUGUAUCGAUUGCGGCACAGAAUCCGCUGAAUGGUUGUCGAGAUUUUUGACCGGGACGACUUCCGGUCUUCGAUUGGGAUACACGAUGAUGGACAAAAGGAACGUUUUCGUCGAGCCGUGGAAGAAGUUCACCAAAGUAUACCAAACACUUAGGAACGAAGACACUGGCCUGUUCAGCGAUUUGGCCAGCUACAUGCUAAUGACCACGCGGUCGAUGGAGCAGUUGAACGAGAAACUAGAGAGACCAGUGCCUGCUCUACAAUUCCGUCCAAAUAUUUUGGUGUCCACGCAACAACCAUUCGAGGAGGAUCAGUGGGAGUGGAUAAAAAUCGGCGAACGAGUGGUGAUCAGAAACGUCAAGCCCUGCACACGGUGUAAACUAGUGGGCCUGAAUCCAGAAAAUGGUGUAAUGGACAAGGAGGAGCCGUUGAAAACUUUGAAAUCUUUCAGGCAGCAAGCCGAUCCAGAACGGAUAUCUCUGGAGGGAAAGGCGCCAAUGAUGGGAAUAUAUUGCGGCUUGUACGUCCCAGGAAGCGUAAAGAUCGGCGACGAGGUGUUUGUUCACCGAUCCAGUGGCUCGCCAGUGGAAUUGAACCACCGAGAAGAAGAAGCAAAGCCGAGAUAGACGAAAACGAGAAACUUAAAAUCGCUUUCUAAAAAUGGCCUUUUCUCUUUGAAAGUAGACACUCGAAUCGCUCUGAAAAAUGUCAAUAUAUAGCAACAGGUAUGAAAUAUAGUAUUCUCAACGCGCCAGUUCAAUCGAGAGCGAUUCCAGGAACAUUCAAGAGACUCCGAGACAAUAUAAACGCGCGAUUUGUACGUUCGAUUUAUUGUUAAUUAUUGUUACGUGUACAUCGGUUGUUCUAGAAUAAUUGGGACCGGUUCUCAUUCGAUGUUUAUGGUCCCGUGUAUUUUGGAACGUCAUGGAAGUAUGUUCAAAAGCUGUUUCGCGUCGAAUAAAGUUUUCGAUUGUUAUAGAAA
Molecule: messenger RNA, 1661 nt
Organism: Frieseomelitta varia
Lineage: Eukaryota; Metazoa; Arthropoda; Insecta; Hymenoptera; Apidae
Product: mitochondrial amidoxime-reducing component 1-like
Exons: 7
Molecular function (GO): catalytic activity; pyridoxal phosphate binding; molybdenum ion binding
Source: RefSeq, a predicted model, not a curated record